Messenger RNA from Phytophthora nicotianae INRA-310, 1479 nucleotides. RefSeq lists its product as hypothetical. The record is from RefSeq and is a predicted model, not a curated record. The transcript has a single exon. Bases 1 to 1395 code for a protein of 464 amino acids. NCBI's taxonomy places the organism in Eukaryota, Oomycota, Peronosporomycetes, Peronosporales, Peronosporaceae.
AUGCUGAUGAGAUUUUCCCGCAGCGUCGAACCGUCCCCACCGAAGCGGCUGAAGCUCAGCGAUCUGAAAGAUAUGUUUUCCUUCGUGACGUGGAGCUGCAAUACGCUGUAUGGCAACGCCUUCAGUGGGAUGACCAUCACCCCGAAAAGAGAUGAGAAACAAACCGAGUGCCAUCGAAUCAAUUUAGAAGAAGGCCCAACUGUGACUCCAACCAUGCUGCUAAACGAAGUGUUUGCACAGUUUGAUGCCAACUGCAAGUCGAUUGAGCUUGAUUCUUCGGAUGUGCCGUUCGCGUUGGAGCUGAGCAACACAUUGUCGUCCCCAUUCUCCAGCGAGGAAGAGUUUGCUGUCACGGCUCUUGCGCUGCUCAAUGAGUAUCUGUUUGAAGGCUUGUCGGACACCCCGAUUCGACCAAAAAAAAAAAUCCUUGGGGAAGCGAAAUCGGAUGGAACUUACUCGUGUGAAUCCAAGCUCCUGUUGAGCGUGAAAUUUCAUAGAGAGAACGGUGAGAGAGAUUCAACGAUGCACAACAUUGGGUGUUAUAUCCACGCUCUUCCAGACCCUGUGGACUGUCAAAUUCCCUCCUUUCUUUUGGACUUCUCCGGGCCAUUACUCAAUGUGUCGGGUAUCGUGAAUGUCGGCGAAGACAAGUUGGUGUGUGAUCCACUGUCGGUGAGUUUCCCGCUGGUUUUCUCCGACAACGAUGACCUGCUUUUGGGCCUUGCUCGCCUGUGUGCUUCCCUCAAGACUGCUGUGAGAGAACUUCGCACACUUUCCAUCAGCAACUCCGAAUCACUUAAGCCACCAAUGGAUCAACUUCAAUUUCCGUUCAAGAGAUCAUACGAAAAAGAUGGUGUUGUCACAAAGUUCACAUAUACGAAGCGUAUAGUCAAGUGCACGUUCGAAGCAAAGACGGAAUCUGGUGUCGAGGUUAUCGUCAAGUUUUCUCGCACGUAUGGCAAGGAGGUGCACGAGUACUGUGCAAAGGCUGGUGUUGCUCCGGCGCUUUUGCACUGCGAAACUCUGGUUAGCGGGUGGAUAUUCAUCGUCAUGGAGAAAAGUAACAGUGCUCUUUUGGUGAAUGUCCUUCAAGAGAGGGGCUUGGCCAGGCAGCUCUUGGAGCCCAAGAUAAACCAGAUUCGAGAGCUUCUUCGGGCAAAGAAUUUUGUGCAUGGCGAUUUACGUGUAUCAAACUUGAUGUGGGAGGAAGAUAAAAAGGAAUUGACGAUAAUCGACUUUGACUGGGCUGGCAAAUGCGGAGAGGUUGUGUAUCCGCCACUUAUAAACACUACAGCCCAUUGGCCUGACGGUGUUGCGCCUGGUAAGGUGAUCGAAGCUGCCCAUGACGAGUACUGGCUGGAUCUUGUGUUGGAGCUGGACGAGGUUACCGAGUAGCAUGCUACACGUCCUACAAGCCCGAGCCUAAUGCGCAGUAAUAACAAUCAGCGUCGAUCCCGAAAUCUACUAGUAGUUGACCGG